AAAUUCUCACAGUUCUUCGUACGGUUUGAUCUUCGAUGGAUGCUGGUCUUCGGAGGAGGGAACUCUUUCGUGACGUCAUCAACCAAAGUUCGCAACAUUGACCGGUCGCCAGAGGAAAGGACAGAAAUAAAGAAAACUAUCGAAAUACGGCUCACACAGUGGUCAAGACGAGAUGGACGCGUUACGAUGCAUCCUGGCAGUAGUGCUGAUCUUAUGUGUGGCAACAGCCGUCGAGUCAGCGGAUAAUAAAUGUCGAACGGUAUACAAGACGUGGGGAAGUGAGAAGUACACCUCGUACUACAAACAGCGUUACUCCGUGAGCUGUGGCUUUUGUGGAUGGGCGCGGUGCACUAGAUACAGGCAAGUUUCCUGUGAUGCCUACCGUCGCAAGUUGUACACCAGCAUUCGAAAUGAGUGUUGCCCUGGCUGGCGUAGAGACCGCUAUGGAAGGUGCUCUAUGGCCAUAUGCAGCACUUAUUGUCCAUCAUCACGUGGAUCAUGCGUCAGACCUAACGUGUACCGGUGUAGGCCCGGAUACUAUGGUAGAACCUGCCAAUAUGACGUCAAUGAAUGUCAGAGUGAGUCGUCCAACCAAUGCUCACAGAUUUGCAUCAACACGGUCGGGAGCUACCGAUGUGAAUGCAACACAGGAUACCUUCUGGCCAGCAACGGUCGCAGCUGCACCGACAUCGAUGAGUGUUCCAUGUCUCGCACCCAAGAUUGUCACCAUAGGUGCGUGAACACGCCGGGCAGCUACAGAUGUGAAUGCUAUUGGGGUUACGACCUAAAUCAAGCUAAUGGGAAAGAAUGUCGAGAUAAUGACGAAUGCGCCGGAAUGACUGACAGCUGUGACCAAUUAUGCAUGAACGUAGGAGGAAGCUACAGCUGCGAUUGCUCAAUGGGAUAUGAGCUCUUCUCUGGUAGACGAUGUCGCGACAUUGAUGAAUGUGAACUAGGAAGACCGCAUCACGACUGUGAUCAGGGUUGCACCAAUGCCGUGGGCACUUUCAACUGCUCAUGUGCAGAUGGUUACCAACUUGGGAUGGACGGCAAAACGUGCCUUGAUGUAGAUGAGUGUGCACCCCCUAUGAACUGUGACAUGAUCAAAAUAUGUGACAUCACAGGUCAAAAACCAAACUGCUCUUACGUCAGCGGUAACUUGACUGACAUCGGUGAAUGUGAUGAUGUUAAUGCAUGUUCACUCGUAGACUACAACUGCACCGAGUUGCAGGUCUGCCAGCCCAUAUCGCAGAAUCUCACUUGUGCAUGCAUUGAACGUGAUGGACACGCCCUGACGGACAGUAGAGGAGCUGUUUCUGGCAGUCCCUCGACCGACCCAUCCUUGCUACGACGCUGUGAGACUGUGAAUGGGCAUUUCCAUUGCAACUUGCUUCAAGACUACCAACUCAUCCUUGACGACACAUUUUGUGAGGACGGGAUUAAACAUAACUGCACGGAGAUGGAAGUCUGUAGAAACACGGUGGGCGGUUAUGAAUGUCCUUGUAAAGCUGGCUACAUCAUGAACAACGACACCCAGGAAUGCGAUGAUAUUGACGAGUGUUCGACUGACUACAUGAACUGUCCGGAGGGAACGGUCCAGAUUUGUCAGACCAACGUCAACGGGACCAUCGAAUGCCAGUGCGUGGAGGGAACGCUCCAAGAGUGUGGCGGUGAUAAUUGCGACCUGUGUGAGGGCGGUGUGCGGGUAUGCAGUGAUGAGAACACAUGCACCUGCCACAGGCAAUUCUUUCUGAACGCCGCCAACGAACCUUGCAAAGGAGGAGGAUGUGGGGAAAUGAUCCAUGAUUGCACCGAGAUGGAGAAUUGCGUGAAUACCAUCGGAGGGUACAACUGCACAUGCAUGCAGGGCUACAUCAGGGAGGACGUCGUCAACGGAACUUGCAAAGACGUGAACGAGUGUCAUGAUGAAACAGCCCUGUGCAACCAUCUGUGUAUGAACAACGUUGGCAACUACUCCUGCACAUGUGUGGAGGGCUUCAUGCUGGAUCCAGACGGCUACACGUGCCGCAUGCGUAUGGGCCUCUACGAGGCCUACUCAGCGCUUUCACUGGAGGAGGGACUCGAUGAACCGAUGGAAAUGUCGUCGUCCAUGAGUGUGUCAUCGCAAGGCUGGCUGUUCCCGCUUGGCAUGGUCUGUGGUAUUGCCAUCAUUGCUAUCACAGUUGUCGGGAGGAACAAGUCUGAACGAUUCCGACACGGGACAGACGUGCCACUGAACGCGAUGCGUUCGCUUCAGCGUCGCGUGACACGUAGCCGCUCCAGUGGAGGUGGCCAAUCCAACGUCUACAUGGCGACUCCCAGCCGAGAGCCGGGCGGCGGGGCAGCAGAUCCCAUGAAUGAUGACGCCGUCUACACCCCUAACACCGUAGGCCAGGUACGUGGUACUAGGGUCCUGGCAGGGUCGGUAGUGGCAGACGACAUCGAUGUGUACCAGGUACCGACUGCCUUACACUCAGUCAGUGGCACGCUGGAAUCAGUUCCCAAAGAACCUGUCCCGAGUGCGGCGGUGGUAGAUGACGAACCGCAUUAUCUGUUUGAGGAAUUCGGGGCGCCAGAAUCCAAACCGAAUAACGAAGGCACGGAGCUUUAUGAAAGCUACGAAAUUCCACCGGCAGCCGUGGACAACGAAGACCUGUACUUAGAAAUGAUGGGGUGAUAGGGCAGCGCGGCAUUACGUAAGCUGGCGACAAAACUCUUUUCAGUAGCACGUGCGUUUUAAUCGUUUGCUACGUGUUUCAUUGGUUGCUACGUGUUUGGUUCAGCAAUCCCGACUCAUCAAGAACUGUUCAGUUUUGUGAAAAUUGGUCCGGGAACAAGAUAAAGAGAUUUCAGAAGUUCCUGAAUGUCUUUAAUAGAAUGUCCUUCAUAGUUUCUGACAUCCAUGUGCACCUUGUGUUCAGUAUCUUUGGAAUUGAUCACCACUGUUGAUACUAUUUUCAUAAAUCUUGUUGUUGACGAUAUUAUUUUCAACAAGAAAGGUGUGCGUUCUUUAAGCAAAACGAAAACAAUU
This is a messenger RNA of Patiria miniata (bat star), 3031 nucleotides long. RefSeq names its product fibrillin-1-like. The record is from RefSeq and is a predicted model, not a curated record. The coding region runs from base 173 to 2677 and encodes 834 amino acids. Gene Ontology annotation, molecular function: calcium ion binding. The transcript is spliced from 21 exons. NCBI's taxonomy places the organism in Eukaryota, Metazoa, Echinodermata, Asteroidea, Valvatida, Asterinidae.